AUGGCGACACCGACAAGAGCGACGCCGGUCAAGGCCGCCCCGGUGUCGGUGACGGACAGCCCCGGCACCUGGCGCCAUCCUCGCCUCGACGAAAUCACCCGCCGUCGGGAAGCCACGACCUUUUCCGAGAAGAAUGUCCGCCGCAUAGCCUACAACAUCAUCGCCCUGCUCUGCUUCUGGACCAUUAGAAUCCUCGUAAAAAUGUACAUCAGUCCUCCAAGCUUCUCACCCGCGGCUCGAUUAUACAUGGGAUGGGCAUGGACCGUCAUCCAGACUAUCCCACUUGUGCAGAUUGCGCUCGCCUGCACGCCGCUGCUUCGCGCCCGCGACGAGAUGAAUGACAUUCCGCUGACCGCCGCCCAGCGCAAGCUGCUCGGUCUCGAGCUCGCGCCGCCCGCAUCUUCUUCCCCCAGCGCCGCCGCCGCGAGCGCAGACUCGACAUUUAGCACGCCCCCGCGGUACUCGCGCACCCCGUCCAUUGCGGGCUCGGUUGGCAGUCGCGGCAGCUACACGCACUCGCCGCUGUCGGGACGCGGCAGCCCGUUUCAGAGCUCCGCGCCCGGCUCGCCGUUCUCGCCGCCUGUCGACAGCAGCCCGCUUCUAAGCAAGAACGGCGGCAGCAACCUGUUUGGAGGCGUCGCUAGUGGCAAUCGAAGGGCGUCCACGUCGGGGAGCCCUUUUUCGGCGAGCACGACCAUGAAUCCGCUGGGGGACCCGGCGUCGCCGAGCCCAGCCGGUGGCAAGAGGACGAGCGUGGGCUUGAACAGCAAGUGGUUGUACGAAAAGGGUCGGCGGUCGUCGGGCAGCGCUUGGGUGCACUAA
Beauveria bassiana ARSEF 2860 is the source of this 822-nucleotide messenger RNA. Its product is annotated as nuclear pore complex component. The record is from RefSeq and is a predicted model, not a curated record. The transcript is spliced from 2 exons. NCBI's taxonomy places the organism in Eukaryota, Fungi, Ascomycota, Sordariomycetes, Hypocreales, Cordycipitaceae. Gene Ontology annotation, biological process: protein import into nucleus; spindle pole body duplication. Gene Ontology annotation, cellular component: nuclear pore transmembrane ring; nuclear outer membrane. Bases 1 to 822 code for a protein of 273 amino acids.